Fusarium coffeatum is the source of this 3666-nucleotide messenger RNA. RefSeq lists its product as uncharacterized. The coding region runs from base 1 to 3666 and encodes 1221 amino acids. Lineage: Eukaryota; Fungi; Ascomycota; Sordariomycetes; Hypocreales; Nectriaceae. The transcript is spliced from 2 exons. The record is from RefSeq and is a predicted model, not a curated record.
AUGGCUCCGGCCGUCGAAUCCUCCUCUCCCUUCUCCAGGUCUCAAUCCAGCCCAGACCUGGGGCUUCUCUCACUAUCUUCUCUCGAAAAACCUUCUUCCUCAACAUCAACAUCAACGACGCCGACACCGCAGCGCGAGAAGAUUCCCGAUUCCAAAUCAUUACCCAACUUUGACCUUCCCACCUUCAAUGUUGAUUUCGAUCUCGAUACCAGCCUUGAUACGACCGUUUUCCAGCCCGAGGAGCAACAGGCUGAGACGAAAGCGCCACCACCACCAACAAUCGUUGAAACAAAAGAGGCGCCUGAAGAACUUUCGCGAUUCAGACACGCCAGAAAAAGAACAAGCUCGCUCAUCGAUACUCGAGGCUGGCUCCAAAGCUCUAAAAGCACGUCGGAUCUUCACAACCUUCGCGAAGACCCUCCUCGACCGACAACAUCGGCAGGAGACAAGAAAUUUGGCGAUGGAUCGAUUGGAAAUCUGAAACCAACAGACAAGCCCCUGACGAAAUCCGAGUCUUUUGUCAACUUCGCCAAACGCUCAUGGAGACCUUCUCGCUCCCCUUCGCCUAUGAAGAAUGCCGACUCUACCAAAGAAGAUGAGGAGUCUGGGCGCAGCCGAUCCGAGAGCACAACAUCAAUGAAGUUGACAAAGACUCGCAAACGCCCUGGUUUGACCGUCGAUCAAGUGGAUAAGAAUAAGUCGAGCGACUCGCUUAAAUCUGGUGCCCCUAAAGCCUUCUCCCGAGCGAGCAGCUACUUUUCGAAGCUCAAACAGAAACAAGCGGGCUUGUCCAAGCUCAAUACGAACACCGACUCCGACAACAGCUGUGCUUCUUCGGCCACAAGCCUCGCGCCACCAGCUUCGACAACCGCAGAAGACCACACACCGCAAUCUUCAGCCUACGAUACCACAUCCGCUACGACUGUUACUGAUGAGUCUUCUGUUGAGAUGCCGCCUCAGCAGAGAGACGUGCUGUGGUCGUCUUUCAAAGCGAUCGACGAGGAUUUUAAGGGGUUCCUUGCCAAGAGCACCGCCCAGCGAAUGUCGCAGGUUCAGACACAACUCUUGCCGUUCCUCCGGAGUACCAUGAACCACGAAUCAACAAAGAAGCUUUGCGCUGAAGAUGUUGACCGAAGAGCAACAAUUCUGAAUAAGUGGUGGAUUUCGAUCUUGGAGAUGCUGGAUGGUCAAGCUCCCCAACCUGUCCCCGGUGUCGACCGCCCGGUAUUGUUCGACGCGGCAACGCUCCUUAUGAUGCGCCUCGAAUGGCGACAAGCUACUUCCUAUUUCUUACCACUUUCCAACCGAUCGCCAGCUGAGCGAGUUCGAGCCCGAUCCAUGACUAACUCGUCCAACUCGUCUAUUACGUCUAGUCAAGCAGCAUUCCUCGAAGAGUCGGCCGAGCAUAACGUUAGAACUAUGUUUGUUACCAACCUGGUAAAACAGAUGGGUUUUAUAGUCGAUAAGCUCUCGCUUCGUCAUACACCCGCCAGCCUGGUCAACUUCGCAGGAAAGGCCUGCGCAUACGCCUUCUUCUUUGCGCCUGGUGUUGCCGACAUUCUGAUUAGGCUAUGGGGUCUUUCUCCUGAGUUGAUUAGACGCGUUGCCGAUGAGCUUGGUUUGCCACGGAAAAACAAGGGUGAGAGCGAUGAUAUUGCAGCUUUGUUUCCUCCAACCAUUGGCGUAUUUGCCUGGACCUCACCAAAGGGUAUGUGGGAUAGCCUUAAGAAGGUUCCCAGACUGCCUAUGCUGGUGUCUCGAAUCCCGUGGACAGGUCCCUGGGCGGCUCGCUGGAAAGGUCGCGAUACGGAUGUCUUUUUCAUUUUCCUCAAGUAUUUCCACAUCCUGUCGGAACAGUUCAUGCCCCCCGGGCUGCCUCUCCUAGAAAAAUCAAGGUCUCCCGGGUUCGCUCUUGUUCAGGCACAGCUUCUGUACGUGCUGGACACAACCAUCCACCGCCAAGCCCCCACGGAUGGUGGAUUCAACCCCGCUGCCAUGGAUGGCAUGUCAGGUGCCGAUGCCGCAAUGGCUCUUCCUCUUCCUAUGAGCAAUGUUAUGAGGGGCAUGGCCGAGAACCGAUGCAUCAUGUUGCUGAAAGACUAUCUCUCGGACGACUCCCUUGACAUCGCUGGCGCUCGACACACGUUUGCGGAAACCUUCGCCACCAUGAUGAAGGCAGCAACCCGAAAAGUUUCAAUGUACAACCAUCCUGCCUGUUUCACCCUGUGCGACUUUUUGGAGGAAGUUCUCGUACUCUACAGCGAAUUCGAGGACCCAGAUAGUUCUGACAGCUAUCUCGACUGGCCAUUUUGGUUUGAUGUUUGCCAAAAGGUCAUGGGCUCUUUCAACACCAUGUCGGAAAUUCGAAUGUUGGCCCUGAUUUAUUCGAUAUGGGACGCCAUCUCAAGAGACCCUGUGCGCAAGUUGGCAAUCUGUAAGGAUUGGCUGCUUACUGAAGAAACUUUCAAUGAGUUCUUCAACCACUGGUGCCCCAUGGUUCGGGCUUACUACCAGCGUUUGCUGUGUUGGCGAAUGUGCCGAGACUCAGGAACGUUGGAUGAGGUUGAUGGUCAAAUCUUCGUUCUUGUAGCUGAGCGACUCCAGACAACAUGGUCUCACUAUCUGCAUAUCAAGCACGCUGCCGAACAAGAAGAACGGAUUGCACCCUCGACUGCCCCGGUAAACCCAGCACCUGGAAAACGCUUCAUGAUUAUUCGCCAGGAAAUCAAUGUACCUCAGCCUGGCUUGUAUAUGGGCAGUUUUGACUCUUUCGCCAAGCUUCCUAAUAGCGAGAAUAGCGUUCUCAACGGCCUGCCGCCUGACUCGUCAAGGCAGGACGGUAGAAAACGAUGGUCGCUACUGGGCAAAGUACUUUCUCUCGGUGGCAACGCAAACUCUGGGUGGGACGAUGACUUCCAAACCGUUCGUCGUGAGACGGCAGAGUCUCGUGCCUCAACAUCGAACAGACCUACCACCAACAACCACAAGCCCCGCGCGUCUGAGGAUGACUCCUUGUACUCCCAGCCCACCUACGAGGAGCCGAAGUAUAUUUUCAAGUUUGUUCUUGCUUGGCAACAACAGGCAGGGCCCCUCCGAGAGCGCUUUCUGACUCGCCCUCGACUUCCUGGCCCAGCACAGACCCGCAUCAGCGGGCCGUUACGAGUCAACGGCUUUACUGUACCUACUGGAUAUUCGGCACCCACACGCAAGUUCUCAGGCAGUCCUCAGCAGGGUCUCAUCGACAAUGCUAAGAAUGCGAGCAUGCUGAACUCGGCCAUCGAGCAAAGUGGCCCCCCAAGACUUGAACUCACGCUCUCAGGCUCGAGCGACGAGUCUGAUAGCCCCCCCAACCCCAAGAGCAGCCCAUCACCGUCACCAUCACCGUCACCUGCACCGUCGCAACCUCAUUCGCAGUCAACAUCACCAUCGCCAUCACCUAAUCCCAACGCGGGUUUGCAAACUGAUGGUGCGGUGCAGCCUGUGAAACCUGCUGGCCUUUACGUUAAGAACUCGGUAUAUGCUGGAAGAGCACUCUCCGAGUGGGCACAAGUCGUUUUCGAAUGCAAUAACUUCGUCGAGCGCCGCCGCGAUGAAGGGAUGGAAAAUCUUUGUGACGUGGAAAUCCCCAUUCUCGGAGUCGAGGGUUUCCGCAAGGUCGGAGGCUAA